Molecule: messenger RNA, 797 nt
Organism: Gastrolobium bilobum
Lineage: Eukaryota; Viridiplantae; Streptophyta; Magnoliopsida; Fabales; Fabaceae
Exons: 2
Coding region: 36-551 (171 amino acids)
Source: RefSeq, a predicted model, not a curated record
AUUUGUCAGCUCUUGCUUCCUUCCAUAGCUCUCUCAUGGCUUAUGUUCAGGUUAUCAUAACACUUCUCUUUGCAUUAGCUCUCGCUGGAAUUGACCCCUCAACAUGCCAAAUGGUAAAGGGCAAAGUCUCAUGCAUUGACUGCACUCACAAUUACGAUUUAUCUGAUAUUAAGGUUUCAGUGAAGUGUGAAGGUGUGAAAAAGCUGGCUGUGGCAACUACAGAAGAGAAUGGCUCCUUCAAGGUUGACCUUCCCUCAGGCCACACCAAACCUUCUUCUGUGAAUUGCCUUGCAAAACUUAUUGGUGGGACAGUUCAGCUUUAUGUCUCAAGGAAGGACCAGGUUUCCCAAAUUGUCAAGGGAAAAGAGCAAAACAGCUACACCAUUUCCACUCCUCUUAGUUUCUUGACAUCAUGCCCCCAAAACACAGAUUGUAAGGCUGCAAAACAGGUGGGUUCAUCCAAAACCAUCGAUCUUCCUCUGCCUCCAGAGUGGGGUUUGGCACCAAGUAGCUAUUAUAUACCUUUUGUCCCCAUUAUUGGAAUACCUUGAUUAUGUGUUCAUGUGACAUGUAAUCAGUACUUAUAAUAUUUGUAGGAAGCAAUAGACUGUUAUAUGGUCUUGUUUGUAACAUAUAAUUAUAGAUCCAUUAUGUGUACUGUGAAAGAGUACCACAUAUAGUUGUGGACGUGUGGUAUAUAGUGUAUCAUAGUUUGUGAAGGAAGUUAAUUUCCCAUCUUGAAAGCAGAUAAAUAAGGUACUGCUUUGUCAACCUAUGUUGCUUUGUUAUGUAUGAUC